CUCAAAAGAAGGCCUCCCUCCUCAACCCCCAACCAGUACCACACCAGUCCUUCCUUUCGUCUUUGGAAUCAGAAUAUUUCUCUUAUAUUCUUCUGGCAUCUCUUUCCCUCCACAACUCUCUCUCUCUCUCUCUCUCUCUUUUUAUUUUUUAUUUUUUUGGUGUUGUUUUUAUCUUCUAUAAAAGGAUUCUUUCUCUCUUUUCGGUUGGUGUUAGCUUAAACGAAAUCAAUUAGCACCAUGAGUUCUUCAGUCGUCGAGAUCAACGGUGAACUGAUAGUCAACGGUCUUCACGGGCUAUCCAUCCAAGACCAGGGUGACAUGCAAAGUAAAUCAGAGAUUGAGGAAAAGGGGUGUGGGAAUCAUGGUGGGAUCUGUGCAAUAUGCUUGGAUAAGAUAGCGCUUCUGGAGACUGCUCUUGUAAAAGGUUGCGAGCAUGCUUACUGCGUGACUUGCAUCCUUCGAUGGUCCACAUAUAAUCAGCAGCCAACCUGCCCUCAGUGUAAAAAUCCAUUUGAGUUCCUCAACGUCCAUCGUUCACUUGAUGGCAGCAUCAAUGAUUACAUGUUUGAGGAGAGUGUCUGCCUACUUCUUAGAGCCACUUGGUUUAAACCUUUGAUUGUGGAGGAUCGGGACGACGUGUAUGAUGAUUCUGAAGAUUAUUAUCCAUAUGAGGACGAGGAAGAUGAUUUAGAUGGAGAUUACUUCAGUAGCUCGUCGACUCUUCGAAUUGGUAAUCGAAGGUGGGGAGACAAUGGAUAUGUCAGGGCAGGACGCCAAGAAGCGAGGCCAGUUCAUCGAUCCAAUUUCCAGGACUCUGGUGCUGGUUCUUCCCGAGAACCCAAGAAGGAGGCUGUGAAAGCUACAACAGGACGGCGGGCAAAGAGGGCACUUAAACGUGAAGCAGCCGAUAAGGCGGCUGCAGCAAAGCACCAGGAGCGUCUAAUUAGGUUGGGCAGGACAUAGAGGCCUUCUCUGUAAUUACGUGGGCUGGAUGUCUCCUUGUACAGUGUUUCCUUGCUUUUAACUUCAUGAAAUAAUGUACAAUCACCUUGAAAAAAAAAAAAAAAAAAAAAAAAAGCUUUGUGAGAUAAUGACAUGGUAGUUUGGAAUUAUUGAUUGAUGUAGGCAUUCAUGAUUUAGAUUUUUAAUCCUAUAACGUCUUAACAGUGCAGUUGUGAUGAA
Molecule: messenger RNA, 1182 nt
Organism: Corylus avellana
Lineage: Eukaryota; Viridiplantae; Streptophyta; Magnoliopsida; Fagales; Betulaceae
Source: RefSeq, a predicted model, not a curated record